Messenger RNA from Erigeron canadensis, 1125 nucleotides. Its product is annotated as GDSL esterase/lipase 6-like. Gene Ontology annotation, molecular function: hydrolase activity, acting on ester bonds. NCBI's taxonomy places the organism in Eukaryota, Viridiplantae, Streptophyta, Magnoliopsida, Asterales, Asteraceae. Bases 1 to 1125 code for a protein of 374 amino acids. The record is from RefSeq and is a predicted model, not a curated record. The transcript has 4 exons.
AUGACGGGGAGAUUUCCGCAUUUGAUCCUCUUCCUCGCUGCAUUUCUUGCGGCUUUGGCGUUGGCCAAUGCAUAUCAUGUUAAGCCCGGUAUUGCACAUCAUGUUAAGUCUAUUUUCGUCUUUGGGGACUCUCAAUUUGAUGCAGGAAACAAUAAAUACAUCAAGCAUUGCGGCCUUCAAGCCAACUAUACUCCUUAUGGCAUGAGUUACUUUCAUACGCCCACCGGGCGGUUCACCAACGGUCGAACCGUUGCAGAUUUCAUUUCACAAUAUUUGGGGAUUAAGUUCCAAAAGCCAUACCAAGAGGUGUAUCGAAAAUUAGUACACCACAGCCACCACAUCCGAAAAACUAUGCCGGACAACGGACUUAACUUUGCCAGUGCCGGAAGUGGACUUCUGCCAGAUACAAACAACCGUCAAAGGGUGACAUCAAUCCAAUCCCAAUUGCUACAAUUCCAAGCACUAGUUAAACAAAACUUUAUACACAGGAAGCAAGUUGUAGAAUCCAUAUAUUUCUUGGCAUCGGGUUCGAAUGAUAUUUUUAGUUAUUACUUGUUACAUGGUGAGUUGAAGCUAAACGAAACAGCCUAUGCACAUGCCAUGCUAAAAGAAGCAUCCAAGUUCAUUGACAAAAUCUACAAGCUAGGAGGUCGUAGAAUCGUCGCUUAUGGGGUAGGUCCUAUGGGGUGUAUUCCUGGCAGAGUCCUCAUAAAAAGAGCACCUAAGGACCACUGUUAUGAUAAAAUGGACCGUAUGGUUAAAUAUUACAACGCUGAAUUGCAACACUUAAUGAUCAGUAUACCGCGUAGGUAUCCUGGCGCGAUUGGUGUUUAUGUUGUAGUGUAUCCCACCGUACAAAACUUCCUUACUCACCCAAAACUUUACGGUUUUUUGAAUGUAAGUCAAGCAUGUUGUGGAGCUGGACCUCUAAAUGGAGAGUUGCAAUGUGGAUUACGAGGUUACAAGUUGUGUCACAACCCAAAUGACUACUUUUUCUGGGAUUAUUUUCAUCCCUCCGAGCGUGUUUAUGGGCUCAUUGCCAAGGGUAUAUGGGCUGGAGGCAAAAAACAAAUAUGGCCCAUGAAUGUGAGAACUUUAGCCAGUAUUAAAUUACCAUUCCAUUGA